GUGAGCGGCUAUCCAGAGCGCAGAGAAAGGACGGAGAGAAGAGGGAGAACCAGACCUGUCAGUCACAUCAGGAUGGCGAGCAGCAGUGUGCGGCCAGUAGAGGGAGUCCUGACAGAAGCGCUGACUUACAGAAGCCCCAGAGCCCAGGUGAAGCUGGCCAUGGUCAAGACCUCACUGAGGAACAACAGCCUAGAACCUGACCCUAUACAGAUCACCACAGAACAGUGGCCGGAGUGGAACAAUAUGGAACCGAUUCGCAUGAGAAGGAACCCUGAGAUGGCACUUGUGAGAAAGACUGAAGAACGUUGCUCUAUUAGGGACAUAAAACAACUUGCACCAGUGAGGAAGACUCAAGAACAUGGUUCUACAAAAGAGAAUUUUGAUCUUAUGACCUACAUGAGGAGGAACCCAGAAGUAGCCAUCAGGAGAAAGACUGCAGAACGUUGUUCUAUGAGGGAGACGAAAGAACCGGCACAUUUGAUGAAGACUUCAGAACUUGGUUCCACCAAGCAGGAUGUAGAUCUCACGACUCACUUGAGGAAGAAUCCAGAAGGAGCAGUCAGGAGAAACACAGCAGAACGCUCUUCUAUGAGGGAGACACAUGUGAGGAAGACCUCAGAACUUGGUUCCAAGAAUCUAGAUCCCAUGACUCACUUCAGAAAGAACCCAGAAGGGGCAGUCAUGAGAAACACUGCAGAACGCUGUUCUAAAAGGGAAGUGAGAGAACCUCCAAAUGUCAAAAAUACGUUAAACCAUGGUUCCAUGGUGGAGAGUGUAGAUAACAUGACUAACUUAAGGAGGAACCCAGAAGGGGCAGUCAUGAGAAAGACUGCAGAACGCUGUUCUAUGAGGGAAAUGAAGGACUUGCUUGUGCCUGUGAGAAGGCCAUUAGAACAUGGUGUCAUGAAGGAGAACGCAGCUCCUCCUCCAGUAAAGGAGCACAGUGAGGAGAAACAACCAUCUCCCAUGCGCAAGAAGCCAGACUCAGUUCCGAGGAAGAAGAAAAGGAAGAUUCAUCCCUCUGGAUUCAGAGGCAAAGGGCAGCUGAAGCUGACGGUCUCACCUGAGGAUGGACGUCUCUUUGUGCAUAUCAUGCAAGCUAGAGGUCUGCUAGGAAAGCGCUAUAGGCCAUGUGACUCAUAUGUCAAGCUGUCCGUGGUGCCUGAUGUGGACCACUCGAGGCGCUGGAGGACCAAAACCGUCCUGGACAGCAAAACCCCGACCUUCAACGAAACCUUUGUGCUGGAGUUGGGAGCAGAGGACCACCACAAGAGGCUACUGGUCAGCAUGUGGAACCGCAGUAGGACAUGCAGGCGCAGUGACCUCCUGGGCUGCAUGAGUUUCGGAGUGCGUUCCCUCCUCACUGCACAGAAGGACGUCCGUGGCUGGUAUUAUCUACUAGGAGAGGAGCUGGGCCGCAGCAAACAUCUGAAGGUGGCCGCCCGACGCAUCAGAAAGCCUGCUGACUCGGCCGCAGCCGCCGCCGUCGCAGCCGGAGGGGCGCACCAUGCCGGCGGAGCGCCAGACACUCUGGGCAGCAGCAGCAGUGGCAGCGGCAGCAGCAGCAGCACCGGCAGCAGCACCGUGGAGAACAUGCAGUCUCUCAGCCCACAGGGGCAGAUGGUUAAUGGUGAGGAUGAUGGGGGAGGACGAGAGGGGACGCGGGAUGGGAGGAACAAGAGAAGAGGAUGGGGUAACGGAUGA
This is a messenger RNA of Engraulis encrasicolus (European anchovy), 1704 nucleotides long. RefSeq lists its product as uncharacterized. Gene Ontology annotation, cellular component: plasma membrane; nucleus. NCBI's taxonomy places the organism in Eukaryota, Metazoa, Chordata, Actinopteri, Clupeiformes, Engraulidae. The record is from RefSeq and is a predicted model, not a curated record. The transcript has 10 exons. Bases 73 to 1704 code for a protein of 543 amino acids.